Alosa sapidissima (American shad) is the source of this 3394-nucleotide messenger RNA. RefSeq names its product junctional adhesion molecule 3b (gene jam3b). Gene Ontology annotation, molecular function: protein heterodimerization activity; protein homodimerization activity. Bases 1 to 831 code for a protein of 276 amino acids. NCBI's taxonomy places the organism in Eukaryota, Metazoa, Chordata, Actinopteri, Clupeiformes, Clupeidae. The record is from RefSeq and is a predicted model, not a curated record. Gene Ontology annotation, biological process: cell adhesion; angiogenesis. The transcript has 9 exons.
AUGGGGGUCGAAACGAACACACUCCCUGGACCCGAAUUUGAAACUGUGGAGCUCUCCUGUGUCAUUGAGUCCAUCUCGUCGCCCAGUCCUCGGAUCGAAUGGAAGAAGAUCAAAGAAGGAAACCCAAGCUACGUGUACUUCCAAGGCAGAAUCUCAGGUGACCUGGAGAACCGUGCGCGCCUGAGAGAACCGGCAUCGCUGGUCAUCGAGAACGCCAGUCGCACAGACACAGCACAGUAUCGCUGUGAAGUCACCGCCCCGGACGACCAGCGCAGCUUCGCUGAACUGCUCAUCGAUUUGGUGGUCCGAGUGAAGCCUGUAAUGCCCAAAUGUGCCGUCCCGACCGCUGUUCCGGUCGGGAAGCCAGCAGAAUUCCUCUGCUCCGAGGAGGAGGGUUUUCCCAGGCCAAAGUUCCAGUGGUUCCGGAACUCUGAAGAGAUCCCUAUCGAUCCCAAAACCAGCCCCCGAUUCAUGAACGCGUCAUACACAAUGGACCCUGAGACAGGAGUGCUGAGCUUUGGAGCCGUCAGAAAGGAGGAUGGAGGAGAGUAUUUCUGUCGAGCGAAGAAUGAAGCAGGAUAUUCUGAAUGCAGGGCUCAGAAGAUGGAAGUUUAUGAUUUGAAUGUGGCUGGAAUCGUACUCGGUGUGGUGGUUGUGAUAACAGUGUUGGCCCUGGUAACGGCAGGAAUCUGCUGUGCAUACAGAAGAGGCUACCUCCACAGCCAGCAGAAGGAUGACAAGUUCAAGGCACCAGCUAAAAGUGAUGGUGUUGACUAUGUACGGACAGAGGAGGAGGGCGACUUCCGGCACAAAUCCUCCUUUAUUAUCUGAGAGCGGAGAGACAGACAGAGACUCUUUACUUUGGAGGACGACAAGUCCUUUCAAGGACUAACAAUCAAAACCACAGCUGUCCAUGAUGUCAGAUAGCAACAAUCACUAUGGUGAUGGAGAUGCCAUGUCGCAUAGCAACUUUGGACAAUUUCUUUGCUACAUAUUUUUGAAUCUAAAUGCAGGCACACACACAGGUUAUACACACAUGCACACACACACACAUACACACACACACACACACACACACACACACACACACACACACACACACACACACACACACAUAAGCAGUUUCCAGUGUGCCUUUUCCUUUUUGUUGAAAAACCAUCAAUCAGCUCACGCCCACACACACACACACACACACACACACACACACACACACACACACACAUAUACUUGCUUCUACACUCUUAAACAAUCAUAUUGUGGUAAAGCUCGGCACACAAAAACACAUGAGCACGCUUUCCACCCCAGACAUGAACACACACACACACACACACACACACACACACACAACAACAACAACAACAACAACAACAACAACAACAAUAACAGUAACAAUAAGUAAACACACUUAAAGUUUCUCCCCCUCUAUCUCUAUCUCUUUCUCUUUAUUUUUCACACAUACACACACACAGACUGAUUUGAUACUGGAAUCUGGAUACUGGUUACUGGAUAAUUCACACACACACACACACACACACACACACACACACACACACACACACACACACACACACACACACACACACACACACACACACACACACACUUGACUGCACUUCUGUUUCAUGAUACAGGACAUCAGAUGAGUCUAUAACUCUCUCUCUCUCUCUUUCUCUCUCUCUCACACACACACACAUGCACACAUACAGACACACACACACACACACACACACACACACACACACACACACACACACACACACACACACACACAUGCACACACACUCUCCUACACACACACAUACAUGUGCAAACACUCUCUUUAAUACAUACACCACACAUACACACCCUCUCGGUCACACAGUCAUACCCCUACACACUCUCUCAUAAUCAUACACAGCAUAUAUAUUUUUAUGAGCUUAAAGAUGUCUCUUGGUGUGUCUAUGUGUAUUCAGAGUUCAUUGCCAAAGGAAAGAAAAUGAUUCAAAAGCAUUUUAUGACUGAUGAGAAUCUGAGAAUCAGUCAGCACCAUCUUCAUAUCACUGGUCCUGACUCAUCUCCUGUCUCCUGUCAGAUAGUUUGUACAGGAAGCACACACACAAAUAGUCUGUGUGAAUACAGACACACACACACACACACACACACAUACAUAUCAGAUAGUCCUUGUAAGUAUACUCAAAUGUCAGAUGUCAUUGAAAUUUGUGCUGUUUCAUCUGUGUGUCUGUGUUUGUGUGUGCGUGUGUAUGUGUGUGUGUGUGUGUGUGUGUGUGUGUGUGUGUGUGUGUGUGUAGAAUAUGGCAUAUCUAGUAGCUGGAAUUCCACAUCAACCCAAAGUAUGAGAGGCAGGUUUCCGUGUAUGGGUUAAGCCUAGGGUUGGUGUUAAGGGUUAAGGGUAGGGUUGGUGUUAAGGGUUAAGGGUUAAGGGUAGGGUUGGGCUUAGAGUUAAGGGUUGCGGUUAGGGUUAAUAGUAGGGGUGGGGUUAGAGGUCGUGGUUAGGGUUAGGGAUAAAGUUGGUUAGGGGUCGAGGUUGGGGUCAGGGCUAGUGUUUUUGUUCAAUGGAAAUUUUCAAGGAAGUUUUCUUUUAGUCCAGAGGUGCGUUCAAAUGUGCAAACAUAGGCGAACAUUUUUUACGAACAGGUUUCUGUUUGCCCUUGAGAACGUUUGCGAACACCUCCUCCAGUCUGAGGAGGUAGUUCUCUGCAAACAUGCAGUGGAGCUGGACAAAGUGUUACCGUUACAAUGGAAUGUUUACACUAAAUUGUUCAAAUUCAACUGUUCAGAGAAAACAUGUUUGCCUAUGACCGCUCGCCACUGUUUGCCACAUUUUGAACGCAUCUCAGGUCUAGGCUUAAUCCAUAUAUGGGAGUGUGUCCUGUGGCGUCCCAUCAGCACGUCACUGCCUUGCAGUGCCUUCCGUCAGAGCCGUGACCUCUGUGUGGACGCAUGACCUCUGUGUUGGCACACGACCUUGGUGUGGACGCAUGACCUUGGGCUGAGCUUCAAGGUAUGAUUUCAGUAGACAUGUCAUUUUCAGACCUCACAGAUGGAUGCCGAAUGCCUUGUGAGGCCAUCCAUGUAUUUAUGUACACAAAGAGAGAAAAAGAAUCAUUCAGCUUUUUGGUUAAUGAAUCUGAAUAGGCGUACACAUUGUUUCUUGAUAGAAAAUAUGAUGUAUUUUUUCUUGUGUGUGUGAUUUUGUUACUAACUGAAAAAACCCUGAUAUUGUUGAGACAUUUUAUUUUUAUGGUCUGAUGUUGAAAGCAAGAAUAUAUUUUAGCGAGUCAUACAGAGGAAUGAGAUGCAUUCUCUUGCAGGGUGUGUUGAUAGCUGUUGUGUUAUACACUUUUUUGAGAUGAAAAUGUUGGAAAAAUUCAAAUAAAAAGUUUCAAAAAAUGUG